This is a messenger RNA of Talaromyces atroroseus, 285 nucleotides long. RefSeq names its product NADH-ubiquinone oxidoreductase subunit. The record is from RefSeq and is a predicted model, not a curated record. The transcript has 4 exons. Lineage: Eukaryota; Fungi; Ascomycota; Eurotiomycetes; Eurotiales; Trichocomaceae. The coding region runs from base 1 to 285 and encodes 94 amino acids.
AUGUCAGCCAAAUACGCCUUCAACAAAUCCCUCAAAGAACUCCGCUUCCUAUUCUGCCAGACUUCAUCCCACAGCGAUGCUACGCGAUCAUUCUUGAACCGCGCAUACCCAACUAUGAAGAAGAACAACCCCUACGUCCCUAUCCUCAUCCGAGAGGCUUCCGGUACCGAGCCGCGAGUGUUUGCCAGAUAUGAGUUCGGAAAGGAGCAACAGGAAUUGCUGUCAGGGUUGACGGAUAAAGAGAUCGAGGAGAAAAUUACGACACUCGUCAAGCAGACUGUAUAG